Iphiclides podalirius (scarce swallowtail) is the source of this 300-nucleotide messenger RNA. Lineage: Eukaryota; Metazoa; Arthropoda; Insecta; Lepidoptera; Papilionidae. The record is from the annotation of a GenBank genome assembly.
AUGAACAUCCGAGGCUAUUGCGGACCCUCAGCGACCGUCUUGGACCGACCGUCCGAAGGCGGGAUAAUUCCGCCGGUGGAAUGGGGACGUAUGCUGGUGGCAUUACGCAACGGGUCAACACCGGUCUCGCCCUCGGCCCUCCGGCUAUUUCGGGACCGGACGACGUCCGUUGGCGUCGCUAAUAAAAGCCCGCCCCUGACGAGGGUUUAUCGCCCCCGACGCCCCCAAUCGAGGGCCGUGAGCGAUUCGGUACAGCGGGACCGUUCCGCGUGUCUAUCUGACGCCCUGAACGAAUUUAAU